Brassica oleracea var. oleracea is the source of this 1989-nucleotide messenger RNA. RefSeq names its product pyrophosphate--fructose 6-phosphate 1-phosphotransferase subunit beta 2. The record is from RefSeq and is a predicted model, not a curated record. Gene Ontology annotation, molecular function: 6-phosphofructokinase activity; ATP binding; diphosphate-fructose-6-phosphate 1-phosphotransferase activity. The transcript is spliced from 16 exons. Gene Ontology annotation, cellular component: cytosol. NCBI's taxonomy places the organism in Eukaryota, Viridiplantae, Streptophyta, Magnoliopsida, Brassicales, Brassicaceae. Gene Ontology annotation, biological process: photosynthesis; fructose 6-phosphate metabolic process; glycolytic process. Bases 70 to 1776 code for a protein of 568 amino acids.
CUUAUCCAAACAUUUACCUGACACUUAUCUGACAUUCGUAAGACCACCUCUUAGGAACAACCACUACCCAUGGCGUCACCGUAUGACUUAACUGGAGAAGACAUCGCCGGGAUCUCGAUCAAUCCUCCUGCGAGCCGUGUGCCUUCUGUUUACAGUGAAGUCCAAGUGAGUCGUAUCGAUCACGCGCUUCCUCUUCCUUCCGUUUUUAAAAGUCCCUUUACGAUCGUCGAUGGUGCUCCGAGCUCCGCCGCCGGAAAUUCAGAGGAGAUUGCGAAAUUAUUUCCAAAUCUGUAUGGACAACCAUCGGCUUUAUUGGUUUCAGACCAAUCUAAUGAUGCAGUUCUGUCGGACCAAAAGCUUAAAGUUGGUGUGGUUUUGUCUGGUGGACAAGCACCUGGAGGACACAAUGUUAUUUGCGGAAUUUUCGAUUACUUACAGGAACAUGCGAAAGGAAGUACAAUGUUUGGUUUUCGUGGUGGUCCAGCUGGAAUCAUGAAAGGAAAAUAUGUUGAGGUCACUUCUGAUUUUGUGUAUCCUUAUAGAAACCAGGGUGGGUUCGAUAUGAUAUGCAGUGGAAGAGACAAGAUCGAAACUCCAGAGCAGUUUAAGCAAGCUGAAGAUACUGUAACAAAGAUGGACUUAGAUGGUCUUGUAGUUAUUGGUGGAGAUGACUCCAAUACUAAUGCUUGUCUCCUCGCUGAAUACUUCAGAGGUAAAAACAUGAAAACUAGGGUUAUUGGGUGUCCCAAAACAAUCGAUGGUGAUUUAAAGAGCAAAGAAGUCCCCACCAGUUUCGGGUUUGAUACUGCUUGCAAGAUAUACUCGGAAAUGAUUGGGAAUGUUAUGAUCGAUGCACGUUCCACUGGAAAAUACUACCACUUUGUACGUCUCAUGGGCCGUGCUGCUUCUCAUAUUACACUUGAAUGCGCUUUGCAAACCCAUCCAAACAUUACCAUUAUUGGUGAAGAGGUUUCGGAGAAGAAGCUAACGUUGAAAAACGUUACGGAUUACAUUGUUGAUGUGAUCUGUAAACGCGCUGAAAAUGGUUAUAACUACGGUGUCAUUCUUGUUCCUGAAGGUCUAAUUGACUUUAUCCCUGAGGUCCAAGAGCUUAUUUCAGAACUGAACGAAAUCUUAGCCCAAGGAAACGUCGACGAAGAAGGACAAUGGAAGAAGAAUCUUAAAGAAGAGACUCUAAAGCUUUUUGAGUUUCUUCCUCAAACAAUUCAGGAACAACUGAUGCUUGAGAGAGAUCCACAUGGGAAUGUCCAGGUGGCUAAAAUAGAGACAGAGAAAAUGCUGAUUCAAAUGGUUGAAACAGAGUUAGAGAAAAAGAAGAAGGAUGGUUCAUAUAAACGCGAGUUCAUGGGGAAAUCACACUUCUUUGGGUAUGAGGGAAGAUGUGGACUCCCUACAAAUUUCGAUGCAACUUAUUGUUACGCAUUGGGUUAUGGUGCUGGAUCACUUCUCCAGAGUGGGAAGACUGGAUUGAUUUCAUCGGUUGGGAACUUGGCUGCUCCUGUUGAGAAAUGGACAGUUGGUGGUACACCGCUAACUUCAUUGAUGGAUGUUGAGAGAAGACAUGGUAAAUUCAAGCCUGUUAUCAAGAAAGCUAUGGUUGAGCUUGAAGGCGCACCGUUUAAGAAAUUUGCGUCACAGCGUGAAGAAUGGGCUUUGAAGAAUAGAUACAUUAGUCCUGGUCCGAUUCAGUUUAAGGGACCGGGAUCUGAUACCAUAAAUCACACUUUACUGCUUGAACUCGGUGCUCAAGCCUGACAAUUUUUGUUACUGUCAGAUUCACUCACUUUGUUGUAAAAACUUUGUAGUAAGAAUGUUGUGACUUGUGAGUCAAGUAAACCAGCAGGUGAUCAUUGUGUUGUAGCUUGUAAGUCGUGUGUUGUGAUGGAAUCUUGAAUAGGCAUAUGAUGGACUCAUGUGCUACUAAAUAAAAGUUUCGUAAAUGUCAGAUAAAACUUAAAUUGGUUUGGA